Messenger RNA from Impatiens glandulifera, 1463 nucleotides. RefSeq names its product beta-glucuronosyltransferase GlcAT14C-like. Gene Ontology annotation, molecular function: glucuronosyltransferase activity. NCBI's taxonomy places the organism in Eukaryota, Viridiplantae, Streptophyta, Magnoliopsida, Ericales, Balsaminaceae. Gene Ontology annotation, cellular component: membrane. The coding region runs from base 195 to 1418 and encodes 407 amino acids. The transcript has 5 exons. The record is from RefSeq and is a predicted model, not a curated record.
AAAUGAAUUUGAGGAAGAAGGCCCGUUCGCUUCGAAUCAAUAAAGUUCUCCGGGUAUUGAAAAUCGUAAAAAAUCUAUCAGAUGUUCGUUCCUAAAUUCCAGUCAUAGAGAUUGAUUAAGCAUUCCAGUUCUCUCCAUUCGGUCAAUCUGCUCGUCCCAAAUCCCACUCCUCUCUUUAAUCUCACAUCUCAAUAAUGAAAAGGAGCCACAUCCCCUUCAUUUUAGAUCGAAAAUGGCUAAUACCAUUGUUCGUGGUCGUAACAUUUCUUCUCAUCUUCGCCUUCCUAACCAAUUUAAACCAAGAUAAGCAAUCUUCUUCUUCCUCUUUCACUUCCAGUCCCAAUUCGGCUUCUAAGCUUUUGGGUUCACCGCCGGAGAUACCUCGUUUUGCAUAUUUGCUGUCGGGAACGAAAGGAGAUGGUCCGAAACUGAAGCGGUUGCUUCAAGCGACAUAUCAUCCGAGGAACAGUUACCUAUUACAUCUCGAUCUAGAAGCUUCCGACUCUGAACGACUCGAUCUCGCCAGGUAUGUUAAGUCAGAAGCGGCUAUCAGAGAGUUUGCGAACGUUUGGGUGGUCGGAAAAGCUAAUUUGGAAACUUACAAGGGGCCGACAGUUAUGGCGGCAACUCUCCACGCCAUAGCAAUACUAUUAAAGAAGGGAAAUUGGGAUUGGUUUAUUAACCUCAGUGCUUCGGAUUAUCCGCUAAUGCCGCAAGAUGAUCUUCUACACAUUUUCUCAUACUUGCCUAGAGAUCUAAACUUCCUUGAGCACUCAAGCGAAAUUGGUUGGAAAGAGUUUCAAAGAGCGCGGCCAAUCAUUAUAGAUCCAGGUCUCUACCAUUCGAAGAAAUCGGGCGUCUUUUGGGCGAAAGAAAAGAGAUCGAUGCCGGCUUCUUUCAAAUUGUAUAUGGGGUCCGAAUGGGUGAUUCUGACAAGAUCUUUUCUUGAGUUCUGCAUUUGGGGAUGGGACAAUCUUCCUCGUACUCUUCUAAUGUACUACACGAACUUCCACUCGUCGUUGGAGAGCUACUUCCACACUGUAGUAUGCAACCACAAGGAUUUCCAGAAUACAACAGUUAACUACGACAUGCGUUUUGCGAAAUGGGACAACCCACCGAAGCUUGGUCCAAUGAAUCUUACUUGGGACCACUAUGACGAGAUGGUCAAGAGCGGGGCUCCUUUUGGACGAGAAUUUGCUGAGGGAGAAAGGGUUUUAACAAGAAUCGACAGGGAGCUGUUGAGCAGGUUAGAUGAUAGAUUUGUCCCUGGAGGAUGGUGUGUUAUGGAUAAGGAGGAUCCUUGUUCUGUUUAUGGGAGUGUUAAUGUUGUUAAACCUUCUUUAAGUUCUAACAGGCUUCAGAGGCUCAUAUUAAAGUUGCUUGAUACAAAAAACUUUAGGGUGAAACAAUGUCAAUAAAUGAUCAUUUUCUGUCUUAUGUAUGUAUGCUGUGGUUGUAUUGAA